Molecule: messenger RNA, 802 nt
Organism: Fimicolochytrium jonesii
Lineage: Eukaryota; Fungi; Chytridiomycota; Chytridiomycetes; Spizellomycetales; Powellomycetaceae
Product: ubiquitin-conjugating enzyme/RWD-like protein
Exons: 4
Coding region: 104-613 (169 amino acids)
Cellular component (GO): endoplasmic reticulum; cytosol
Source: RefSeq, a predicted model, not a curated record
ACUACCAUAGCCGUCUACCCCCUUUGCAGCUUCAAACCGUCCGCGCGAGGAACCGUUGAGGACCGUAUAUCAGCGAUCUGCACAGUUCUUAGAAGUCAACACCAUGAACCGCCGAGGAACACCCACAGCGCUCAAGCGCCUUAUGACAGAAUAUAAAGAGUUGACAACAAACCCACCAGAAGGCAUCACUGCCGGGCCAAUAUCCGAAGAUGACUUUUUCAAGUGGGAAGCGCUUAUCGCCGGCCCAGACGACACACCUUACGAAGGCGGCAUAUUCCCAGCUAUCAUCACGUUCCCGAAAGACUAUCCGCUAUCACCGCCCGUCAUGAAGUUUACAUGCAAGAUGUUCCACCCAAAUGUGUACGCAGAUGGAACGGUCUGCAUUUCUAUCCUUCACCCACCAGGGGACGACCCCAACAUGUACGAACAUGCGUCAGAAAGGUGGAGUCCUGUGCAGAGCGUGGAGAAAAUCCUUAUCAGCGUCGUCAGUAUGCUGGCAGAGCCCAAUGACGAGAGUGGCGCCAACAUUGAGGCAUCGAAGAUGUGGAGAUCUGACAGGAAACAGUUCGAGCAGAUUGUCCGGGCCAACACACGGGAAACGUUGGGUCUGUGAGGAAGAGACGGCUGUACAUAGAUUUUGGAUUGUGACAUACGACAGUAUUUGCUGACGUCCAGUUGCGCCUCGAAAGAUGCGUGGCGUUGCCAAUGUGCUGCAUAUUGUGUCCAUACAUUCUGAGCCCGAAAAUGAAGCAUUUAUUCGGCGUAAGUCAGUCCCUAGUCGAGGAAUGAGCUUUCGCGAGCC